Messenger RNA from Priapulus caudatus, 801 nucleotides. RefSeq lists its product as uncharacterized. Bases 1 to 801 code for a protein of 266 amino acids. The transcript has a single exon. NCBI's taxonomy places the organism in Eukaryota, Metazoa, Priapulida, Priapulimorpha, Priapulimorphida, Priapulidae. The record is from RefSeq and is a predicted model, not a curated record.
AUGGUUUUGAAGAUCAGAGGAUUUAAAGUGAAGGAGUGGGUAUAUACUGAGAGUAUUACAAACGAGAGCGUCAUAAAGGAUGAAGGCAGAAAACCUAAUGAAAUGGCAAUCAUAAAAGAAGCCGAGGAACAGAAGGUUCUGGGCGUUGUGUGGGACCCGGCAUCAGAUGAAAUGAAGUACAAGGUGAAGCCGGUUCACGUAAAAGAUAAACAGAUAUUGACGAAACGAAUGGUUCUAAGUGAAUUGGCCAGGGUCUAUGACCCGAUUGGGUUCACCGCUGCAUUUCUCAUUCGAGGAAAGAUCUUGAUGCAAAAACUAUGGCAGAGGGGUAUUGACUGGGAUGAUGACCUACAGGCAUCUGAGAAAUCCGAAUGGAGAAAGUUCUUCCUGGAGUUGGAGCAUUUAGAGGGGGUGUCAUUCCCAAGAUGCCUCAUGCGAAAACCAGUGCCUGUUGAGCUUGUAAUUUUCUGCGAUGCUUCAGAGGAUGCCUUUCGUGCUGUCGCAUAUACCAGAUGGGAAGAGAGUGAAGGAAUCUUUGGUGUAAGGUUCCUAUCUGCCAAGUCCCGUGUAGCUCCACUGAAAUGUUUAUCCAUACCACGGUUAGAGUUGCAGGCGGCUGUCAUUGCAUCUCGGCUUUGCGGCACCAUAAGGAAGGAGAUGUCAGUAGACUUUGAAAGUGUUGUAUUUCUAUCAGAUAGUAUCAUUGCAUUGUCUUGGAUCCGGGGCCAGUCCCGACAGUAUAAGACAUUUGUAGCCAAUAGAGUCUCGGAAAUUCAGAGCAGUACAGACCCUUCAGAGUAG